AUGGGCCUACAGGCUGCUACGCAAGCGCACCGCAAACAGCACUCCGCAAGCAACAACCGACGAAGUCACAUCGCCCGCGCCGGCGAACAAGCGAACCCUCUCUCCGGCUUCUAUGCCGAGAUGCUCUCGAAGCCACUCCCCGAAGUCACCUCCGCAACGCGUACCGCGCCCACCCCCGCCUCCAGAGCCCCUAAGAACGACAAAGAGGAAGUCCUCGCCAAAGCACGCAUAGUCUUCGGCACACGGCUCGCGGGUCCAGGACGCCAAGCAGAGCGCAUGGCGCAAGCCACGGAGAUUGCAGGCGUGCUCGUGCCCCCGAAACCGGAGGAGCCGGAUAACUGCUGCAUGUCCGGCUGCGUGAAUUGCGUGUGGGAUGUCUAUAGAGAUGAGAUCGAGGAGUGGGCUGCGGCGUCGAAGCUCGCGAAGCAGCGGCAGCGGGAGCAGCGGGCGAAACUGAAGGACAAGGGCAGAGCGAGUGGGAGCAUGGUUGCGGAGGGGGGAAUGCCAGCGCAUGUGGCAGUCAGUAUGGAUGAUGAUGGGGGCGGGAGCGAGGCGAACUGGGGUGUGGGAGGGAUGGGCCCACAGGAGGCGGAUCUCUUUGAGGGUAUACCAGUUGGGAUUAGACAAUUUAUGGAGACGGAGAAGGCGUUAAAGAUGAAGCAUUUGGCGGCAGGGGAGAAGGCUGAGGCUGUGGCGAGUUGA
Coniosporium apollinis CBS 100218 is the source of this 702-nucleotide messenger RNA. RefSeq lists its product as uncharacterized. Gene Ontology annotation, cellular component: mitochondrion. Lineage: Eukaryota; Fungi; Ascomycota; Dothideomycetes. The coding region runs from base 1 to 702 and encodes 233 amino acids. The transcript has a single exon. The record is from RefSeq and is a predicted model, not a curated record.